Molecule: messenger RNA, 1287 nt
Organism: Habropoda laboriosa
Lineage: Eukaryota; Metazoa; Arthropoda; Insecta; Hymenoptera; Apidae
Gene: mRpS31
Product: 28S ribosomal protein S31, mitochondrial
Exons: 7
Coding region: 1-1287 (428 amino acids)
Cellular component (GO): mitochondrial small ribosomal subunit
Molecular function (GO): structural constituent of ribosome
Source: RefSeq, a predicted model, not a curated record
AUGAUAACUACACAUCUUUUUUCAAAAAGUAUUAGAACUCAAAUUACAUUGCCACUUCGAUGGUUACAUAUUACAUUGAAUGUACUAAGAUCUAAUUCAUCAUCAUCUGAUUCAUCUUCUGAUUCUGAUUCAGAUUCUGAAUCUUUCAAUAAAAAUAGAACGGGUAAAAACAGAAAUAUUGUAGGAAAUAGUGAUGAUAUUACUAGUUUAACACAUAAUGUAAAAAAUCAAAAGUUGAAAUAUGUAGAUUACUUACAAGCUGCAAAGGAAAAGCAAAAAAGAAAACAGAUUGGAAAACAGUUAACUAAAGCAGCUGAUGUUUUAACUACAACGGUAGAACCAAAUAGAGAGAAAGUUCUUUCAUCAUUAUUAGAUAAUAUUUCUACUAUUCGAAAUGAAGAUAGUUCCAAAGCAUUACAUAGAAUUGUUAAAACAGAAUUUAAACAGCCAGCAAAACAAUCUACUAUUAGGAUGCGGCAGCAAGAACACAAAAUAACAAGUAAUGUUAAUAAAAUUGGUAAACUUCAAAGAGGAUCAUCCAUAAUUUGGGAGUUGCAGGAAGAGCAAGAAAAAAAAAGUAAUAUUAAUAAAACUGAAAGAGAAAGUAAUAUUAAUAAAACUGAAAGAGAAAGUAAUAUUAAUAAAACUGAAAGAAAAGAUGAAGUUCAAAGAGAACCAUCCAUAAUUAGGAUGUUGCAGGAAAAGCAAGAAAUAACAAGUGAUACUACUAAAUUUGAAAGAAAUUAUAAAAAUAAUAGAGGAAGAUUAUCCACAAUUAAAACAGCUGGAAUACAGAAAACAAAAAUAGAAAAUAUUGAUAAGGAUAAAACAAAAACAGAGAAAAGGAGGUACGACGCGUUUACAUAUUGUGAACAAGAUUUCACCAAUGAUUUUGCAAACCCUGCUGUUGUUCCUGAGUUGAAAAUAUGGAACUUAUGUGAAGAAAAAGAAUUGCAGCUCAUAACAACUUUGUUUCCUAAAAAUGGAUUUGAAGAAAUGAUUCAAUGGACACAAGAGGGAAAAUUAUGGAAAUUUCCUAUAGAUAAUGAGCAAGGAAUGGAAAAAGAGUAUAAUGUGCAUUUUUCAAAACAUGUUUUUUUGGAACGUCAUUUGGAAAAUUGGUGCCCUCUUAAAGGACCAAUACGAUAUUUUAUGGAAUUAGUGUGUAUUGGUCUUUCAAAAAAUCCAUAUAUGACAAUUGAAGAAAAACAAGAUCACAUAAUGUGGUACAAAGAUUAUUUUAAUGAUAAACGAGAUUUGUUACAAAAACUGGGACUUGUAGAGUAG